AUGAAGUUCACCACUCUUGUCACGCUGGCCAGCGCUUCUUCCCUCGGCGCAUGCCAGAAUACAUGGCAGGCUCCUGCCUCGACCGACAAGCGCAGUCCAUGCCCCAUGCUCAACACCCUCGCGAACCACGGCUACCUACCGCGCGAUGGGUUGGACAUCUCGAUGAACGAUCUUGUCGCCGGCUUCAGCGACGCAAUCAACCUGGAUCCCGCUGCUACGCAAACCUUUGGAGCGCCCGCCCUGCUAGUGAGCACCACAGGGAACAGCGCCACCUUCAACCUGCACGAUCUGGCCAAGCAAGGCGGAACGCUCCAGCACGACGGAUCGCUGUCGCGAGCCGACCUCUAUUUCGGCGAUGUCCUCACCUUUAAUGCCACCGUAUGGGCGACGGCAUCGUCCCACUUCACGGGCACGACCAUCGAUGUCGCAACCGCUCGGUCUGCGCGAGCAGCGCGGAUCGCAGAGGCCCAGGCUACCAACCCAACUUUCAACAUGACUGCAGCAGAUCUCCGGGGCAGCGGUGCCGAAUCGGCGCUCUACAUGACUGUGUUUGCGGAGCCAGGUGGAGUCUCGGUGGCGAGAACUGAAUGGGUCAAGGUUCUGUUUGAGAAUGAACGAUUACCCAUUGAGGAGGGUUGGACGAAAGCAUCGACGGCCAUCACAGCUGCUCCUAUCCUGGCGCUGGCUGCACAGAUCCUGGCCGCGUAG
This is a messenger RNA of Drepanopeziza brunnea f. sp. 'multigermtubi' MB_m1, 708 nucleotides long. RefSeq lists its product as uncharacterized. Lineage: Eukaryota; Fungi; Ascomycota; Leotiomycetes; Helotiales; Drepanopezizaceae. The record is from RefSeq and is a predicted model, not a curated record. Gene Ontology annotation, molecular function: peroxidase activity.